CUGUAAUCAUUGUCGCAAGAAUAACUGGUUCAUACAAUCUCAUUCUUACCUCUGAUAUGUCCUCGAGUUUUGGUCGACAGCAGGAAGAACCUUGAGUAGAGAGAUGCAAAAGAAGUAUACUCCUCCCAUUCUCCAUUUGGCGUCUAUAUAACCAAGAUCGACAAUCACAGCGAGCAAGGGAAACUUUCAUCGAAGACUACGUUGAAUGAUAUUCAGUACACUCUAGCGCCGAUUUUUAGUGGUACAAGCUUACGUCUCAACAUAACCUUUCUUGUUCUAGAAACUUUCACAGCUAGCUGGGCCAGCCUCCUGCCAGCACAUGAUGCACGAGUCGACACGUAGAACCAUAACUUCCUACAUCAAUGCACCCAUUCAUUUCAUUUCUGGCCAGUUCCAGGGAAGAUGCGUACGUGCUGAGUUGGUCGAGAUACAAAAAGCAGACUUGGGGCGAAAGUAUGCCCGUGUAGACCGACGCCCUCUCGAUCCCCCACCAGUCGUCCAACUCAAGUUAUUCCACAUCUAUAAUGAAGGAACUGACAAUGAAUACGAACAAGAAGUUCAGAACUAUGACGACAUACAAAACCUUGGAUUACUCUGCAAUGUCGACUUGUUUCAAGUCCAUAAUAGGUCCAAUAGCUUAUCGGAGCCAGCCUCCCUCGUCCGUCUCCCUCACCAACUUUCACCGGUAGUGGAACCUGUUCGCUCAUCCCCCUACCCGCUACCUUCGAUUUUACCGAGGAUGGCUACCGAUCAUUUACCUCCCAUAAGCGGUACAGGUGGGGUUCCCGCGUCAGAUGCUCAGCUACCCCAGUUUCAUCCCUACGCCCAUCUCGACUCGUUGUCACUCGCUGAAAACAUGAAAUGCACCACUGCACUCUCAGGUGCUACAUUCGUUCAACCAGCAUGUAUUGAAUAUCAAGGCAAGAGGGCUCUCGUCUUUCCAUUCGCUGACCUCGCGGUAAAGGCCGAGGGUGACUUUUUCCUCCGCUACCGCAUCUUCGAUAUUUUUUCGCGCAUGACAAAUCUAUCAGAUGUACCGGUGCAGGCUGAGUGCCGUGGUGGCCCGUUCCACAUAUAUUCAACAAAAGAAUUUCCUGGUUUGCAACCCUCAACAGAGCUAUCAAAGCAACUCUCCAAAUACGGGGUACGACUCAAUACCCGUGAGACGGAGCGCAAGCGCAAGAAAAAGGGUUUCGAAAGCAGCGUCACCUCAUCUCGCAGAAAAGGCAAAGGCAGAGCCACAAGGAAUACAAGGAACGGGAGCGAGUGUGAUUGAAUUCGCUGCAGUGUGAGGUUCUGGAUCAGGGCGGCUGUGUUCGAAGGACUUCGCAUCUUCACUUCGGUUUCUCCGGCAAAAAUUUAAUUAUACCUUAACAGCAGGCAUGUACAUACAUACACGAACAUAUAUA
Suillus paluster is the source of this 1409-nucleotide messenger RNA. Its product is annotated as velvet factor-domain-containing protein. The coding region runs from base 320 to 1276 and encodes 318 amino acids. The record is from RefSeq and is a predicted model, not a curated record. The transcript has 5 exons. Lineage: Eukaryota; Fungi; Basidiomycota; Agaricomycetes; Boletales; Suillaceae.